Molecule: messenger RNA, 2506 nt
Organism: Homalodisca vitripennis (glassy-winged sharpshooter)
Lineage: Eukaryota; Metazoa; Arthropoda; Insecta; Hemiptera; Cicadellidae
Exons: 1
Coding region: 101-2011 (636 amino acids)
Source: RefSeq, a predicted model, not a curated record
UUGAGAGCCUUCUAUAAGGACUCAUCAUUAAUUUUUGUUUGAUGAAGUAUAUUUCUAAGCAGGAAACAUUUUUAAAGAUACCUUAAUUCAAACUUUUCAAAUGAAUAAAACACUGAAAUUUAAUCGGCGAGUUAAAGUGUUCAUUUUGAUCGGUUUACUUGUAGUGCUGGUUAUCAAAUCCUGUCGAUAUAGGCUAAAUUAUACGCAGAGAAAUAUGAAAAAUAAUGUAAAUUUGGCCCACUUAAAUACGUUGUAUUCUGAUCUCGAGUAUCUUGUUGAUUCUCCAAACUGCAAAAUCCCGAAUUUGAAUCCUUUCGAUGAAUCUAUCUCCAAGUUCCUGAAGUCAGGAGACCACACCAAAUGUUCCUCCCGACCGCCUCUGACAGAAGUACGUUACAGUCCCACAACAGGACAACACAUGCUGGAGAUCAACUUAGCUGCGGUACAUUUCUACUCUGAUGGCAGAGAACUCUUGUGCUGCGUAUCCAUGAUACAGCCACACGGCGUCAACAUCAAAGUCACGGAAUGUAAAUUUUUCAACGGGAGCUGGGCUCUGACACGUGACCACCAGUUCCUCUUCGUCCGCUGCUCGGACCUCGGACAACCUCCGGUGUAUGAAAACGUACACGCAACACCAGUGAGAAUACGGAAGACGAAGAAAUAUUCAAUGUUGUCUGAGGAUAACGUGAACGUCCUCUUAUUGGGGUUUGACUCCAUGUCACGUCUAAACCUUUACAGAACCAUGCCGAAGACAGUGAACUAUCUCCACGCACAAGGUUGGACAGAGAUGGUGGGUUACAACAAAGUUGGAGAUAACACCUUACCCAACCUAAUGUCACUUCUGACAGGCCUUCCUCUACCUCGUACUCAAGCUGCCUAUUUGAAUUAUUUUGAUAAAUUUCCUUUCGUAUGGAAAGACUUUUCUUCAGCAGGAUACGUCACAGCCUAUGCAGAAGAUAAGCCUUAUCUGGAGACAUUUUACGGCGAUCUUCCAGGAUUUAAGAAUGCACCGACAGACUAUUACACUAGAAGCUUCUUUCUGUUUGGUGAAAAAUACUUUGCCAACAACGAUACAGGUACAGAGUGUCUUGGAUUCAAAUCUCCCUCGGAACACAUGUUUAAUUACUUAAUCGACUUUGUCACAGUUAACAAGGACGAUCCGUUUUUUGGUUUCUUCUGGAUAAACCAGUUCAGUCAUAACGAUUUAAAUAAACCAGCUUCUGAGGAUGAGAACACCCUAAAAUUAUUACAGCAGUUAAAUUCUCAGGGCAUAUUGGGUAACACGAUUGUGAUAUUUCUGAGUGACCACGGCCUCCGCGUGGAUGAUCUACGAAAAACAAAAGUCGGGUGGUAUGAGGAUCGCCUACCAUUUUUGUUCAUAGCUCUUCCAAAAUGGUAUAAGGCUAGAUAUGAACUGCGAUAUCGGAACCUUCAAGAGAAUGUGAAGAAGUUAGUUUCACCCUACGACUUAUAUUCGACGAUCUACCACAUCUUACAAAAAGACACAUGGCGAACGCCCUCAGGCUGCAAAACCUGCAAGAGCUUGUUUACCCCAGUAUCUUCUACCAGGACUUGUGCAGAAGCAGGCAUUUCUCCCCACUGGUGUUCCUGUCACCCCAUAAACGAAGUCUCUGAUAUAUUAUUCGCCUCUUUUUUGGCCGACCUGGUCGUGGAGACGAUCAACGCCAAGUUGUUGGAUUACAAACGCAUUGUCGAAAAUUUUAAAUGUAACAGAACUGUAAAUUUUAGUUGUGCGACUUUGGCAAAUUCAAAGAUAUUGUACUUAUGGCAGAAAGCAAAGCCAUCGGAUGUUGAAUAUAUAGUCGGCGUUGAAACUCAACCCGGUGGGGCGCAGUUUGAGGGAACUAUUAUCGGGACCAGAAACGACAUUUUGGUUGACAAUGCAAUGAGUAGACUGAAUCAUUUUCACAACCUGAGUCAUUGUGCUUUGUUCCCUGAGUCAAAGAAGUACUGUUUCUGUAUCGACAAUGGACCGAGCCUCUUUAACUAGGUAAAUUGAAUUAAAUUGGCAAAACACAAUACUGUUUUCUGCUUUCCAAUAUACAUGUUUCGUGUAUGAACAAACUCUGAUAUAAGCAUAGUAUCAUAAUAGAAUAAUAAAUUAGUUUUUAUAUUCCAUCUUAUUUUAAAUUUCAUAAAAUUUCUUUGGACACUCAGUUUACACUAAGAAAAAAAUUGUAUCUUUAACUGUAUUUAAACUAAUUAAUUAUAAAAAUUUCCGACACAGAAGUUUAAUUUGUCAAAAAGAAAAGAAAUAUUUGACACGAAAUGGAAUAAAACAGCAACUUUGUAAUGGUUAGAAAAUAAGUAAACCUAAUACUCUAUAUAGCCCUAGGGCUCAAGAAAGAUUUCAAGUAUACAACCUGAUUUAUUUUAAAACCGAUAGAACAUUUUUUUCUAAGAAUGAAAUCAAUCAUCAGCCACGCUAAUUAGGUAGUGGGCGAGAUGUAAGGAUAUCAAAAGGAUUAAAAAUAUGAAACGGUAA